CCGUCGUCCAAUCUGUGGUCGUGGAAUGAACGAAGUGAUUCCAAUUCAUUCGCGGGGGGGAUUUGAGAAACGCCAUUCUCAGAUUCGACGCUCGUCGCCCACGAGCAUCGAGGUUCCCGACUGUUCUUGUGAGAUACCGUACAGCGAAAAGAAGAAGCUGCUCGGAUCGUGCAGACAAAGAUUUUCGUAAGGAGGGUGGAAAUACGGUCGAAAAGACGCAGUGGUAAUGGCAUUAAAAAUGAGGGCGAAGUACAAUUGGUUAAACUCGGGAGCAUUUAUGGGCCCAAUUCGGGAGCCAGCGUAGGGACAGCGUGCAUAAACGAGAUUUGAGGUUCAGCGUUUGUCUCUACGAUACGACUAAUGGAAACGUGGAGGCCUGCGCGAGGCGGGGACGGGACGUGCUCGUAGAGCAGACUUUUCUCCCGAUACCCAGCAGGACAUGCUCUGCUCUGCCUGUCUCCGCAAUUGGAAUCCACCUGGAACUCAAUGGGCUCUGCCAUCGCAGAUUGCUUUUCCGUCUCAAAUCCACAAUUGGUGACUGAAACCGACUGAGAACUGGAGCAGAGCGGGGAGCUUUUCCCCACUGGGCCUCAUCUUGCUCGAAAUCUGCGAGCCCAGCCUGCUGCGCCGAGCGGAAUCCACCUCGAGCUCAGCUGCUCUGGCAUCGCGGUCUGUGACUUACUCGACAUUCACGGUCGUAAUUGAGAUCGACUCACGAGCCUCCGUCUGGCAGCGGCGAAGGUUCCUGCGACCCCGGCCUCCGCCUCAGGCCCAGAUUAGUCAUAAUGGCAAUGGAAUCCACCUUCGCGAGAGCGUGGUGGAUUCCGGCAUCUUACUUUACUCGAGCGCACUGUUGUGAACGAACCGGGGAUUGCUCGCGGCCUGGCCAUGGGCUGGUUUCUCCCCGCCGGGGUGACUAGGGUGGUGGCAGUUCAACAGACUGCACUAUUGGCUCUGACUACCGGUGGAGAUAAAUGAGCAUGUGGUGAUGACCAUCCCGACGUUGUUCGUUUCGUUGCUGGCUGCUUGAAUCUGCUCUGAAAUUUGAUUAUUUGUUUCUCUCUCUAUCCGCCCUCCCACUUACUGCUGCCGGCUGCUGGCUGCUGGCUGCUUGCAACCACAUGGCCAGCCUCGAGACAAGACGGUGUCAGGACGACCCGGGGGCCAUGGUAUGGCCCAGUCAGGACCGCUUACUUCUUUCUUGACUCGAUGUCAUACACUUUCGCAUCUCUCCUCUCCCUUCUGUUAUACUGCUGCCGCUACAAGAGAACCUUGAGCAUGGGAUCUACUAAUGCGCCCAGCCCAGCGUCGCCAGAGAGCUCGGCUCAUAAAAAUAAGCAUGGCCUUUGUCUAGCACCACCAUCACCACUGUGGAUAAGAACGGACCCAAUGCGUGGAGUCAAUUUCUAUGCCGAAGAUCCCUGCUGCAAAGCUGAGAAGGACAUGUGCUGCAGAAGCUACCUAGUGAGAAGGUGCACAGAAUCAAUGUUGCCAUGCCUUGCCACCAUAGCAUGAGCACCAGUUGCAGAUACUACUACUGUACCUCUACACAUGAAGGCAGUACUUGAUCUUCUGAUAUCGAUCGCACCAGAGUAACUGUUGCAGGCUUUCGCCGUGGUGCUGCACCCUUUUUCGGUCCAUAUAAUAGACGCAAAUAGUUGUUGGCGAGUGGCCUAGCCCCGUGUUACCCGUUUGGUUGCAUCUCUGUGCUACUUACUACUAGUAGAUGGUAUCUUCCCAUCCCUUCUUGCUAUACUGCUCUGUUGUCUGUGCCUGCCUGAGUAGUAGUUGUUGGCAAGGUGGAUUAUCGUCCAACGACGAGGUUUACAUCAAUGGCAUCUAAUACUCACCCUGGGAUGAACAAUAGUUCCGGAUCCAAAGGUGUACCCAUGUCUGUCAGAAAUCUAGCGCAAACAGAUACACAUGAAGUGCCUUCAUGAGGCUAACUCCUCCAGUACCACAGUACUAGCAACUAUAGCACACGCGAGUGUGAUGAAUGAAACUGCAGUAUUGGACUCCCGUCGGUCUCUCAUUCUCUCUCUUACAAUACCGCAGAGGCUGACGAUCUGGGCCGAUGAACUCUUCAUUCUCCAGAGGCAGCGGAGGUGGGCACAUGGGGGAGAAAGACAUAAGUACUGGCAUCCUUUCCAGAUCGACACUAAUCUGAACAUCUGCGUCAAAAAGGCUCUGUAGAACAAAGAGUCUUUUUCGUAAUACCUGGCUGGGCACUUUUGGACGUAGGUCUUCCAGAUGUUUGUUCUAAGAGGUCCCAUUGUAUCCAUCUCGAAUACUGCAUCACUCCUCGAAUGCAAUCUAUUCACGCCAAACGCUUUACGAUGUAAAGCUGCUGUUCCAUCUGCCGAUCUAGUGCACGUAAUCAUUCCAGUCUCCAUCCAAACACGGGGGAGACUACAACUGUCUAUAAGGUGAUGCCAAAUGAUGCAGUCCUUCCUAAACUCUUAUCUGAUCGGAAUGAAGAUCGCUUGCAUCUAUCAUGCGAGUAUCAUUCUGGGCUUUAUUGCAUCUGUGCCUUUCUCUCGGGCCUACACAAUUUGUCUAUAGCUUUCAGUGGAAUUUCCAGCAUCAAGGAUUGUGUGCAUCAUGCGGACUACGAGUCGAGGUUUUGGACUGUGUGUGGACUCUUUCUUCAUAGCUUACAUGUGGGCCAACACAUGUUGAUAAUGUUCCCACACUGCUGCUGGUGGGAUGAAGAAGAUGGUGUGUUUCAUCAUAGUGUCUCCAGCUUUAAUGAACUCCCUAAAUGCUUGCCUCCCGAGUCGCGCGUGGGGCAAAAGUUUUUACGUUUCCGACGUUGUUCAUUGACGGGAAUGAAGGAAUACUUGAGCUGGAUUUCACAUAUCUGGAGGGUCAAAGUCAUAUGUGAAUAUUAUCUAUGUUUCGCUCCUCUGAAUCUGCAUAUAUUUUUGCUUGUGAGCCAGAAAGUGUUGCCGACUUUUCAGUGA
Marchantia polymorpha subsp. ruderalis is the source of this 2963-nucleotide messenger RNA. Lineage: Eukaryota; Viridiplantae; Streptophyta; Marchantiopsida; Marchantiales; Marchantiaceae. The record is from the annotation of a GenBank genome assembly.